CGAAGUUUCUAAAAUAGCAGCGACAGCAGUAGCAGCAAAGUGCAGCAGCACUUGAAGGCGUCGGAUAUCCGUUCUUCCGUUGGCGUGUCCUCUCCCCACAGAUCUCCGUAUCAGAAGCUGCUGCAGCAACUGGCGAAAGACAGCCGCAGCAACAGCGAUCGCCGUGGCGCAACAGAGCGAGCAGCCGCUGUCGAUGCCGUGGGUAUCCAGACACCAGAAAACGCUGCUGCGGAUCGUGCUGCGCCUCCUGCCGCAGCAGGAAUCCCGCGCAGCUAUGCAAGCGCUCGACCAUGGGAGCAGCUGAAGGCAGCCCUUGUGCUGCAGCAGCAGCAGCAACAGCAAGCCCUCCUUGCAGUAAAACGGCACCACCAGCAGCAGGCAGAUGCUGCAUUGCAGCGUGCUCCGAAAGAUGCUGCAUUGCAGCAGCAGGCGCAGCAGCAGCCGCUGCUGCAGCAUGACGCCGACGUGCAGCAGCUGAAGGGAAGACUUGUGAAACAAAUGUGGAGAAGCCUCAGAGCUCAUAAGCCAAAGCACUUCGAGGAGCUAGUAGAAGACUACCUCUCGCGUCGUCUCCCGCCAGAUGAAGUCUCUUUGACGCUGCAGCUGUAUGGUCCAUUGAUUCGGCGAGAGCCGCAUAUAGAAAAGGAGCUGCCCAGCAGCUCGCUCUUAUCCUUGCAAGACCUCAGAGCGCUUUGGGUGGGAGCCACAGUUGACCCUUUGCUGCCCGCUGCCGCGAAAGCCGUCUUGCUAGAGGAGCAACAGCAGCAGCACCUGGAGGCAGAGAGCCUAGCAACUGCCGCUGCUGCUGCUGAGCCUGCCGCCGCUGCACAGCCUGUGGCGGUAGCUGCGACAGCAGCCUAUGUCGCCGCUUCUCUCUCGGAUAAGACCCUCUUUGCUCCCUCACGCCGAUCUGAGGGGGAGUUCAUGGCACUCUCUGGCUGCAGCGGCAGAAGCAGUCGUACCUCGCUGAUGGCACUGAUUGCUGAAGACGAGGAAAACAUGAAUUUAGCGGCGCACUGCACCCCGAAUUCCAGCGGCGACGACUGCUGGGAGCGGUAUUUCAACGUUCCCGGGGUGCCGAGACACCUCGCAGGUGUAUCGGCAGCUGGUGCUACACCUGCUGCGACGUCGCGAAAAGUGCCUCCUCAGCGUGCAGCGGCGGUGUCCUCCUCACCCCAAGCCGCGUCUCCCGACGAUACGCCACGAAAAACGCCAAUCGAGUCAUGCGCAGCACCACUAGCAGCAGAGACACCACCAGAGGCAGCGCAGCCACCCCUUCUUAAGGAGGGCGUGUGGAGUGCCUCAGGCCUCACGUUUUCUCGGGGUCACCUGCGGUUGGGCACUAAUAAAGGGGGUAAGGGGGUUCGCAGAGAUGCAAGAAGGCGUCCUUGGGGAGACGGUAGCUAUGCAGCUAGCCAAAGUACUCGAGCUAGAGGCUCUGCUCGUACGAACAGCUGCGCAAGAGGAGUGACCAUCGCCAGAGUAGUGGCUGUGGCGAUAGUAGACGAAGCCCAGCUGCGCUUUAGUGGCGCGGUGCCGCAGAAGGAACUUUUACAAAACCCCCCAAACACAUAA
Messenger RNA from Cyclospora cayetanensis, 1575 nucleotides. RefSeq lists its product as uncharacterized. Lineage: Eukaryota; Apicomplexa; Conoidasida; Eucoccidiorida; Eimeriidae. The annotation marks the transcript as partial. The transcript is spliced from 7 exons. The record is from RefSeq and is a predicted model, not a curated record.